CCCCGACCGCAGAGCGCAGGCGCGGAGGGGCGCGCGCGGCCGAGCCGAUGAGGGGCCUGGCGCGGCCGGCGCUGAGGGCGCGAUGGUGCCGCUCGCUCUGGGCGCUGCCGCCAAGGGCCGCCGCCAGCGCCGCUUCGCCUCCUCCUCCUCCUCCCGCCAGAGCCUCGCCGGGCCCGGGCGCGCUGAACCCAUUCGACCGCCGGCUGAAGCGGAAGCAGAAGAACUGGGCGGCGCUGCAGGCCGAGCCCGCCAAGUGCGAUUACCUGCGGGAGGAGGUCGGCGGCAGGAUCGCGGACCGGGUGUUUGACAUCACCAGAACGUUUCCUCUCGCUUUGGAUGUUGGCUCUGGAAGAGGUUACAUAGCUCAACACUUAACCAAGGAAACAGUUGAAAAACUUAUUCAAGUUGAUAUCGCAGAGAAUGCUUUAAAAAAUGCUGUAGAAUCUGAAAUCCCGACGGUCAGGGUCGUAGCUGAUGAGGAAUUCCUUCCUUUCAAAGAAGAUACGUUUGAUCUUGUUGUCAGCAGCUUAAGUUUGCAUUGGGUGAAUGACCUUCCUAAAGCUUUCAAAGAGAUCCACCAUGUGCUGAAGCCCGACGGAGUGUUCAUCGGAGCCAUGUUCGGGGGGGACACUCUGUACGAGCUGCGCUGCUCCCUGCAGCUGGCCGAGCUGGAGAGGGAAGGGGGCUUCUCUCCUCAUGUCUCACCCUUCACCGCCGUCGCCGAUCUGGGACAUCUGCUCUCCAGGGCUGGCUUCAACACCCUCACUGUGGAUACUGAUGAAAUCCAAGUGAACUACCCAGGGUUAUUUGAGGUUAUGGAAGACUUACAAGGCAAGUAUAUUCUAUCCUGUACCUUCUCUCUCUCCCUUCCUGCCCUGACAGAAAUGUACGGAAACAGCAACGGCUCCGUACCUGCCACCUUUCAGAUCUACUACAUGAUUGGCUGGAAAUACCAUGAGUCACAGGCGAAACCAGCCCAGCGAGGUUCUGCAACAGUUUCAUUUGGAGAUCUGGCAAAAAUAGAAGGACUUCUUAAAAGAGGAAAAAAAUAGUUGCUCUUCAGAAAUAAUAAUUGUCUUGAAACUUCUAUAAAAGUUUUAAUUGCAGACAGUCUUCACUUGUGCUUAUUUAGUGAUGACAUCCUGAAAUGGUAAUAAAAUAUGCACAACAGAGGUUUUUGUACUGUGCCACAGCAUUA
Molecule: messenger RNA, 1198 nt
Organism: Pyrgilauda ruficollis (rufous-necked snowfinch)
Lineage: Eukaryota; Metazoa; Chordata; Aves; Passeriformes; Passeridae
Gene: NDUFAF5
Product: NADH:ubiquinone oxidoreductase complex assembly factor 5
Exons: 10
Coding region: 48-1052 (334 amino acids)
Biological process (GO): mitochondrial respiratory chain complex I assembly
Cellular component (GO): mitochondrion
Molecular function (GO): S-adenosylmethionine-dependent methyltransferase activity
Source: RefSeq, a predicted model, not a curated record